Messenger RNA from Rhododendron vialii, 1664 nucleotides. RefSeq lists its product as uncharacterized. The transcript has 2 exons. Gene Ontology annotation, biological process: mitotic DNA replication termination; site-specific DNA replication termination at RTS1 barrier. The record is from RefSeq and is a predicted model, not a curated record. The coding region runs from base 123 to 1286 and encodes 387 amino acids. Gene Ontology annotation, cellular component: nucleus. Lineage: Eukaryota; Viridiplantae; Streptophyta; Magnoliopsida; Ericales; Ericaceae. Gene Ontology annotation, molecular function: protein binding.
UAAACAUACUCUCGGCACAGAGAUUUCGUAAAACCGCCAUUAAAAUCCCCAAAUUCUCCUUCGAUUCCCAAUCUUCGUUCUCUCCUCACAGAAUCAUCAAAUCAAACCCUAAUCCCAAAAUAAUGGAUGCCAAAGCCCCUCAGUUUCAGAUCUUCGUCGAAUCCCCAGACCUCCAAAUCCCAAUUCGCGCCCUAACCUUAUCCCCCGCCCACACCCUCCGCCAGCUCAAGCUCUCUCUCUUCCCCCAAACGAAAACACUAACCCAGUUUUUACCCUCUCUCUUCUUCACCUUCAAUGGCAAACCCCUUCCGGACUCCACCACCCUUCAAGGUUCCCAAAUCACCCCCUUCUCCACCCUCACCCUCCGAGGCCGCCUCCCCGGCGGCGGCGGCGACGGAGGCUCCACCUGCGCCGAGUCCCGCGACUGUUACCUCAACAUGUACGCCGUUAAGAAACCCGAUAAGGUCGACCCGAACGAGCAGCGGCUGUCGAAAUGGUUGAAUUGUGCGCUGUCGAACGAGCCCUUGAAGCAUCCGGUGGUGAUAGAUUUUCUGGGGAAUUUGUUUAAUAAACAGGCCCUUGUUGAGGCUUUGUUGGGCAAGAAGCUGCCCAAGGCGUUUGGGCAUGUUAAGGGUUUGAAGGACAUGGUUUCGGUUGAGUUGUCGAUGAUUCCCGGGUUGGAAUCGGGUGGCGAUGUGAUUGGUGGGACGAGGUUUCAGUGCCCAAUUUCGGGUUUGGAGUUUAAUGGGAAGUGUAGGUUUGUCGCGUUGAGGACUUGUGGGCAUGUUUUGAGUGCCAAGGCAUUGAAGGAGGUUAAGUCCUCGGCGUGUUUGGUUUGUCAUAAGGAGUUUUCAGAGAGCGAUAAGAUUGUGAUUAAUGGGAGCGAGGAGGAGGUGGAGAAGUUGAGGGAGAGGAUGGAGGAGGAGAAGGCGAAGGUGAGGGAUAAGAAGGCGAAGAAGGUGAAGAAUGGGGAAGUGGGUGCCAUUGGGGAAGUGGGUGUCAAUGGGGAGGAGGGUGUUUGUUUGGAUUCGUCGCGAUUGAGUGGUAAAAAGCAUGGUUUGAUCGAGUCUAAGGGUUUGGCUAAAGUGGAAGGGAAUGGGAAGGUUGGUAAUGGUGGGGAAUUGAGAAAGGGUGUUAGUAAUGGGUUGGCAAAACGAUUCAAGGCGGGUGAUAAUGCACCGGUGAAUGCCACCAAGGAGGUGUAUGCUUCUAUUUUCACCUCAUCGAAGAAGUCUAAUUUUAAGGAAACAUACAGUUGCAGAUCUCUCCCCCUUGGUAGGAACUGAUUGGAGACCAUUGUGAGUGGUGCAAGUGCUGCACUUGGGUGGUCAGAAGCCUUAGAGAUAAGCCAAUUGCUUGUCUUUCUGUAAGUUCAUACUGGCUUUUGAAGUCUAUCUGAAACAGCAGCAUUUCGGUGCUAGACAGAUGUUGAAAAUGGUGAGGAAGCGGCAUCGUUUUACCUUGCAGUGCUUUCUAUUUCUAAGGAUGUGGCUGAGAAAUACUCCGUAGAACGAGUAUAUAACAGCUCUUUUAGUGCGUUUUCGCAUUUGAAGAAUUAUUUCAACUGCAAACGACAGGUCCGUUUAGUACUACUACUACAUUGUUAUAGAACAGAAAUUCAGAUGUCUUUGUUGAACUACAGAAAGGCAUUCUGUACUUGUUUA